AUGAAAAUCCCGCCCUCGCUGUUGAGCUGGCGCAGCGACAGUUGGCGCAGCGAUGGCCGCACUGACAGUUUCUCCAACGAGUACUUCAAGCGCAGGAAUCAGCUGAAGCGGCUGCUCUUUGCGUGCUUGGUGCGAUGGUUUAUGACGGCGGUGUUGGUAAUGGGGACGUACUUGGUGUUGUGGCGGUAUUCGCGGAAGGCGGCCAUGAUCAGCAAUAAGAAGAAGGAGUUCAACACGCUGAUUAUUGCGCUGUCUAUCGCGCUGGGUUUGAAUAUUGCGAGUUCUUUGAAACAUCUCGUGAGGGAGUUGAGGUGGUGGGUUCUGAGUUGGUACGAGUGGAUGCCGAGAGAGGCCGAUUAUAUCCUGCAGAGCGAAAGUUUUAGCUGUCUCUUCCAACUGGGCUAUGUGACGCGUCGGCACUGGGUGAGGGUGUAUGUUUUGUUCUGGGUUUUGGUCAACGUGGCUUCGCAAAUAGCUGUCGCGACGCUUGGCCUGACUUACAACAUUAACUCGGCCGAUACAAUCGCCGUGACCACACCUGGGAUUGUCGCCAUACCAGACAUGAGCAAUAUCCAGACCGGCAAAGUUCUAUCGUCUAAUUCACAAGCCAUCAGUGCUCUGAGAUACACUGCAAACAACUAUGGCCUUGUCGCUCUUGCAUACGGAUUCGGCGACAUCGAUGAGAUGCCCAAGGCCGGAAGUCUCUUUAACUCGGAUGGAGAUUUGAUGUAUUGUGACUUGGAUUCAUGCUAUUAUGUCUUCUACGAAGCAACACCAGAUAACCUGGAUUACUACCAGUCGGUGGCGACGAACCGAUCGAUAUCUACGCAGGCAACAUGUCAGAGUUGGAGGGUUCUCAAGGGGGGAGAUGGGACACAGCGCACAAUUACCAUUGACAACGCAAACAAGACCCAGCUAACGAUUCCCGCUCAGAAUGGAGGAUCGCAAACAACCUUCAUGGUAGAUCCCGAUCGUGGGUCCGGGCCGACGUGGGGGCAUGUCUUGGCGUUUGAAGCCUCGGCAACAGAUCCGUGGUUUUACAACUGCAACGUCACCAUAGGGCCGGUUACUAAUGUCCAGAACCCGUUACAGGAUGUCGGCGUCAACGUAACCAGUUUGGCCGCCUCAGCCAUCGCCCUACAGGGCUACGGCGCUUCGACCAUCGGAGUCAGCUUCAACAGCACCAGGCACUUCCAGUUCCAGAGCUAUCCAGCUGAAUCUUACUACGGAGGACCCCAAGGAGGCAAUAAUACCGGUAUGGGUCAGCUUAUGGCAUCCUUUGCUGUCGGUGUCGUUGCUAUCACGGCGCAAGUCAACACAAAUAUCAACGCCACGGGAUUGCUGCCCUUGAAGGGCAUCGAGCUGGACAUCACCAGCUGGACGUAUGUACAUAUAAUCUUGGGUUUGACGGUCGGGCUGCAGCUGCUGCUGGCGGUGAUUGCGGCCGUGAUUGCGAGCAAGGUAACGAUAAGGGACCAUAGCUGUGUUGGCUUGGCGGCUACACUGCAGCCUUUGCUGUGGAAGCUGGAUAACAGCGGAAGUAGCCGGACGACGUGCGAAAAGAGGAUAUUCGAGAGGCUUGGGGAUGGGGUGAGAGUGAGUUACGUUAAAGGGAGAAGCGGUUUAUACUAUAUAAAAGUAGACGAGUAA
Trichoderma asperellum CBS 433.97 is the source of this 1650-nucleotide messenger RNA. RefSeq lists its product as uncharacterized. Lineage: Eukaryota; Fungi; Ascomycota; Sordariomycetes; Hypocreales; Hypocreaceae. The record is from RefSeq and is a predicted model, not a curated record.